AUGCGCGCGGUUCGUAAUUGGCAAAGGGCGGAUUUCUUCCGUCACAUCCCGAGGGAUCUUACAGAGUCCACAACUGCCGGCUCCAUCAUCUCGAUCGCGUGCGUUGUCUUGAUGGCUCUGCUGUUUGCCGGGGAGGUCAUCUCUUACGUUUUCCCUCGCAUCCAGUCUGACAUGAUUAUCAUGCCGGAUCUGGACGAUCAGAACACCAUCAAGGUAUCCAUGGACAUGACGUUCCCGAAGAUGCCCUGCGCCGUGUUGACUCUCGACAUCCUCGACGUUCUGCACAACCACAUGUUCAACUCGAUGGAGCACAUUACCCGAACGCGCCUUGAUGCCGCAGGGCAGCCGAUCUCCGAUGGGCGCUCCAGUGACGACUUUGUCAGCGUCGCGGAGGGGUGUCGCCUCGAGGGCUACAUCAAAGUUGGCAAAGUCCCCGGUAACUUCCACAUCUCAUCCCACGGGCGGCAGCAUCUGCUUGCGCAGCACUUCCCGAACGGUAUCAACGUCGAGCAUAGUAUCCAUCACCUGUCCUUUGGUACCACUGAUGUAAAGAAGCUUGCCAAGAAGGCUGCGCUGCACCCGCUUGAUGGGAAAGAGCACCGGAGCGAGGUGCCGAUGGUCUACCAGUACUUCCUCGAUAUUGUGCCCACAAUCUACGAGAGCAGCUUCUCCACCGUCCACACGUACCAGUUUACGGGGACGUCGAGCAGCACUCCCGUGCCCGCGAGGCAGAUGGCUGCCGUUGUCUUCCAGUACCAGCUGUCCCCCAUCACUGUGCGCUACUCGCUCGCACGCGUCUCGUUGACCCACUUUCUGACGUACGUCUGCGCUAUCAUCGGCGGCGUCUACACCGUGGCGGGAUUACUGUCGCGCUUCGUGCACAGCUCUGCAGCUCAGUUUCAGCGCCGUGUACUGGGCAAGGGGGACUAA
Molecule: messenger RNA, 930 nt
Organism: Leishmania mexicana MHOM/GT/2001/U1103
Lineage: Eukaryota; Euglenozoa; Kinetoplastea; Trypanosomatida; Trypanosomatidae
Exons: 1
Coding region: 1-930 (309 amino acids)
Cellular component (GO): endoplasmic reticulum; COPII-coated ER to Golgi transport vesicle
Source: RefSeq, a predicted model, not a curated record